AUGAUGAAACUAAAGACUGAGAACGAAAUUUAUGCUACGAAGCUACCGAAAUUACAAGCUGAACUUUUACUAGAGACAUCGCAAGUAGAUGAAACACAGGCACACUCUGUACAGACCCAGUUGGUAUUAUCACAGCUGAAGGCACGGUCUCAUGUCCUCCAGACUCGAACUCAUUCUCUCGAGACGCAGAACAACAAGCUGACACAACAGCUACGAGAGUGUCAGCAACACUUGAAGCGGAAGACUGCAGCAUUGCAGCAACAGACCGAGAAGGCGAUUCGAAUUGAGACCGACAUGAACGAACUCAAGACCACGUACGCCCACGAAAAACUUGCUUGGAAGAACCGGUUGACAGCUGCUUUACAGCGUUUUGAACACGAUAAAAACAAGUUAGAAACUCAGUUCGAAACUGCAGAGAGAAAAGAGUUCCGUGAGGCGAAGGACAGAGCGGAGAAAGCUGGUAAGAAGCGACGAAUGGCAGAAGCCACGACAGCUAAGUUGGAAGCAAGGUUGAAGCAAUGCAAGCACGAACUCUCAUCUGCUAAUGACACGGCUCAACGUCGAACAAACGAAGUACGAACUCUCGAGGCUCUACUGCGCAAGGCACACCGUACUGAAGCCACGCUUCGCAACGAUUUAGCCGUCUGUAAGACUAGACUACGCUCUCUUCAGGAUGUGAAGAAGCGUAGCAUGGCACGUUCUGCUAUUGGGGAAACUCGUCGUCAUCGACUUAGAAAUCAGAUUCCUGUUGAGAUGCUGCUACAAGUAACUUACAGUAGCGACGAAGAAGAACAAGAGAACCAGGUGAAUGAGAGUUGUGACCAUGUUCACGCUUCCAUUAAAGACCCCCCACCCUCACCCUGUAGUGAAUGUCCUCUGCUUGAAGACGAGCUACAACAAUUGAAACAAGAACUUCGUCGCUUGAGAUCACUUCACGUCACUGAGCUGAAUGCUCAGGCGUCAGUACUGGAUGCGUUGCUGCAACACACAAAAGACAACAGAUAG
Molecule: messenger RNA, 1005 nt
Organism: Phytophthora infestans T30-4
Lineage: Eukaryota; Oomycota; Peronosporomycetes; Peronosporales; Peronosporaceae
Exons: 1
Coding region: 1-1005 (334 amino acids)
Source: RefSeq, a predicted model, not a curated record